GCAGCCUGACACUCCUCCCUGCUCAGUCGACAGCAGCGGUUCCUCCUCCUCAGUUUCCCCCGCGUCCUCCGCCUCACACACGGCGUCUCUGUCCUCUCGAUCCCCCCCGGUACCCGUGUGAGGGAGUGAACGUGUGUUUUCUUGGGGGGAUAUUUCUUUAUUCUUCCCGGUUGUUCCGUCUCUGUGUCGGAGCGUGCCGAGCCAGGACCGAGCGCGGACGCAGCCCGUGUCUUCAGGCUGCACCGGUGGGCGGAUAGAAAGCGGAGGAGGGCAUCCGGAGCAGGGCCUGGCACCUCCGGAGAGUCGCCUUGAAACCCACGGAAUUCACCAUUUUCAGGCUGCACACUGCCCCGCUAUGGAGAAGAUGAAGAGGAUCAAGAAGCGAUUGUCUUUAACGCUCCGCUCCAGUCACACCAUCGACGAGUCCCUAUCUGAACUGGCCGAGCAGAUGACCCUUGAGGAUGGCGGCACCAAGGACAAUGAGCCCUUCAUGAGGAACGGCCGCCCCCCCACCUCCCACAGCAUGCACUCCUUCCUGCACCAGUACACCGGCUCCUUCAAGAAGCCCCCACUCCGCCGGCCGCACAGCGUCAUCGGCGGCACCCUGGGAUCCUUCAUGACUAUUCCACGCAAUGGCAGUCGUCUGGAUAUUGUACAUGAGAACUUGAAGAUGGGCUCAGACGGGGAGAGCGACCAGGCGUCUGGAACGUCGUCAGAUGAGGUUCAGUCUCCGACCGGCGUCUGUCUGAGGAACCGAGUCCACCGGCGGAUCUCCAUGGAGGACCUCAACAAGCGUCUGUCGCUGCCAGCGGACAUCCGAAUCCCCGACGGUUACCUGGAGAAGCUGCAGCUCAGCAGUCCGCCCUUCGACCAGCCGCUCAGCCGACGCUCCCGCCGGGCUUCUCUGUCGGAGAUCGGUUUUGGGAAGCUGGAAACAUACAUUAAGCUGGACAAACUGGGAGAGGGAACCUACGCCACAGUAUUCAAGGGACGCAGUAAGCUUACAGACAACCUGGUGGCGCUGAAGGAGAUCAGGUUGGAGCACGAGGAGGGAGCGCCAUGCACCGCCAUCAGAGAGGUGUCAUUACUGAAGGACCUCAAACACGCCAACAUCGUGACGCUACACGACAUCGUCCACACUGAAAAGAGCCUAACGCUCGUCUUCGAGUACCUGGAUAAGGAUCUGAAACAGUACAUGGAUGACUGUGGAAACAUAAUGAGCAUGCACAAUGUGAAGAUCUUCCUGUUCCAAAUAUUGCGAGGGCUGUCAUACUGUCACAAGAGGAAAGUUCUCCACAGGGACCUGAAGCCUCAGAAUCUCCUCAUCAAUGAGAAAGGAGAACUCAAACUGGCUGAUUUUGGUCUGGCGAGGGCCAAGUCCGUCCCAACUAAAACCUACUCCAACGAGGUGGUGACUCUUUGGUAUCGGCCUCCUGAUGUUCUGCUGGGAUCCUCUGAGUACUCCACACAGAUCGACAUGUGGGGCGUUGGUUGUAUAUUUUAUGAGAUGGCUGCAGGUCGGCCGCUGUUCCCCGGCUCCACCGUGGAGGACGAGCUCCACCUCAUCUUCAGGUUACUGGGAGCGCCCACUGAGGAGAAAUGGCCGGGAAUCUCCUCCAUCGAAGAGUUCAAAUCCUACAAAUUCCCCAAAUACAAACCACAGCCGUUAAUCAACCACGCUCCCAGGCUGGACAGCGAAGGCAUCGAGCUGCUGCUGUCUUUCCUCAGAUACGAAUCCAAGAAGAGGAUUUCAGCGGAGGAGGCGAUGAAGCAUUCCCACUUCAGGCAGCUCGGGAUGAGAAUCCACACGCUCUCUGAGAGUGUAUCAAUAUUCACAUUAAAAGAAAUUCAGCUGCAGAAAGACCCCGGCUACAGGAACUCCUCGUAUACAGAGUCAGCUACCGAGUACCGAUCCAAUACAAGUACUUUUGAAAAAACUGUACUUUAGCAGCUGUAUGCUACUAACGCUGGAUAGAGGAAACGGAAAGAUCAACAGGAGGCAGAGCAUGCUCUUCUAAUGUCCAGUGACGGUCGGCUGCCCACCCUCAUCAUCACUCCUCAUCAAUCUCUCGCAUGAGCCCACCUCCUUUCAGAGUGACCCCCCUCCAACUUCCUACACACACACUCACACACACACCUCUCUGAGCAAUUGACUCUGGGUUGAAUCUGUUUGGAAACUGUGUUUAUUUAUUGGGGGGAAAGGGGUGAGGUUGAAUUUAUUUGCUGCUAAACUACUACUGUUUGUAUUUAACACACUGUGUGUGUGCGCAUGUGUGUGUGUGUGUAUACAUGAUGUGAAAUCGAGACGCCGUGCACAGUUCAGCAGUCAGGAAGGUUACUUUGUCUUCUGACUGCGUUUCUCUGGCUUCGUUCGAGUUAGAAUUCCACGGAUGUUGAUGUCGACGCUGUGAUCCCAAGUUGUUGUUCUUGUUGUCGUGCUCGGAGACCGAACGCUUCAGUUUUCUCCAGUUUUUUCCUUUUAUAAAUAUGUAUAUCUAUAUAAAUAUAUAUUUGGAGUUUAUGUUUCGUUUUCCUUCGAGCUUCCUUGACCGAACUCCACAGCAUUUCCAGGUUUAGAAAGACUGGGACAGCUAAAUUGUUGGGGGGAAAAAACGAUUCCUCUGGAUUCCUUAUCAUCAGUCGUCCGUAACAUUUCAGACGGACUUUGAGAGGUCCCGCUGGUCUGAAGGGGUUUCCCUGAGGGUCUGUGAUCGGACUGUGUUAACUGAGGGUUAAGAAGCACACAGAGUCCGGUAAAGCUGGGAGAACCUUGAACCAACUUGUGGUUCUUUCCAUCCAAUCUGGCUCAGCAACAGGACCGAACCUGAGGAACAGGGGAAGGCAACCGGUUGGGAAGAUGAGCAGAAAGCACAGAUGAAAGAGGAGGAAUACUGGAGCCGAAGAGGAAACCACGUGAUAUCCCACAGGAAGCCGGAAAGCCUUCCGUGAGCUCCCUCACCAAACUGCCAGGACUUCUGUGCUUUUUGUUUUUUGAAAUGCAAGCUACACCUUCUCGCUCUGUGUCAUUCGCAGAUCUCACUGCAGUAACUCUUUGUUUUUAACUUGCACUUCAGUGUGGUUUUAUGGAAUCAGGGACCUGGGCCACGACACGGCCGAGUUUACCCAACAGUAUUAAGAUGUGUACUCUGUAUCUGUGAACUUUGACCUCUCCUUGUGAAACAACGGUGUCAUUGUGGCAUGUUUUGGGAGGGGGCGGGGCUGGCGGGGUGGGACAGCGGGGACCAGUAGAGUGUGUUUCAAAGCAAAAUGGUUAUUUCCACUUGGCGUCGGACCACUGCUCUCUUCACCUUUCGUACACAAGACGACAAAAGAUUUCAAAUUGAAAUGUUCGAUUUAACUGUUCGCUGUGUUGUUUGCAACUGACAGUGAUGCUACAGAUGCAGCACGUUGAGAAUCUCACUUUUGACAGCUAUUUCUACUGGAGCUAAAGAAAAGGAGCCCCCCCCUACCAGCACUUGAACCCUGUGACAUUGAUGUGCUUUGCAUUCCUGGUUGAAUUUAGUUGCGUGCCUCAUUUAUUUUAUAACAGGGGAUCAACAUAGGUGUAGUCGAGAUACAGUAUGUCCAGCAGCUGGGUUGUGGUUUUUACCGUUAUUAAGAAAAAGUUCAACAUUUUGACAAACCUUAUUGAUAUUGUUCUCAUGUCUGUACGGUAAACUAGCCUAGCGCCUCCAAAGCUCACAAAUGAACAUGUUACAUCUUGUUUGUCUCAUCCCAACAAGUGUCACUCGCAGUGAGUAGAAAUAGUUGGACUGACCCUAUGAAAAAAACACGCAACUAGGCAUUUUUACACUUCUGUAUUUGAACAAAGUAAAAGAAACAAGAUAUAAUCUAGUAAUACUUUAUCAGGUGAGCUGUUUCUCCUUUUCCAGUUUCAGUGCUAAGCUGAACUCAGAUAACUGUCUUUUAUAUGUAAUACACAGACAUGAGACUUUCAGUUAACGUUUGCUAAACAUUUUGUUUUAGUCUCUUGAAUUUCCAGAGCUGCAAAACACAAAGAGAAAUCAGUUGUGGAAAAGUGAGUGAAGUGAAAGAGCUUCUGCACUAACUGACCCCAGGGAUGCAUCGAACAUCACAAGUUAAACAUGAACGAGUGUGUGAAUAUCCGGGAUGGGGGGGUGGUUCUGUUCUGUAACUGCAGCUUGUGGUCUGUCGAGAUUUCAAUGAGCAACCCACCCUAGAGUUCUCUAAUUGGUAGAACAGAUUAGAAGCGUGCAGGAAGCUCCACUAAUGCUCGAUCAAUAACAGACGUCAUUAAUGUAAUAGACAUUAACGGAAACACAGUUUGCCGCUGACGGUGUAAUAACCCUGUAAACACACUGUAUUAACUGUCAUUCCUGUAGUUUGUCCUUUCAGUGAUUUUAUGAAUUAAUCAAUUAAAGUUCAGCACAAACGGUUACAGCCGAUAGAGAUGAAGAUACCGUACAUGGUUUAUAUUUAUAAUAAUGUAGCAGUUAUUGUGUUCAUACUCAAACAUCCUGUAUUGCAUUGACUCACAGAGCUACGGGUUUCCCCUAAGCAUUGACAAGUAUCUGCAUUUUUGGAUGCUUCACUUAAAGACCUGUUAACAAACCUAAGGAUGAAAGUUUAUUCCAAUAUUAGCUGCAAACUGUGUUUCUGUUAAUGGAGCAUUUUGUAUAUGAACAGCAGUAACAUGCAUGAAAGGAGAUUUCUACGAUGGCAAAAUUAUUUAUCAUUGUAAAACUGUACUUUUUUCAAACGUAUGAAUGACCUGACUUCAUGUGAACAUGUCUGAAUGCGUGUAUGUGUGUGUAUGUACUGUAUGUGUGCCUGAUGCAUGGAAGGCCUGCUGUGUUGUGAAUACGAUCUCUCGGAAACACUGAGCUGCCGGUGAACAGUUGGUGUGUGACUUUUUACUGGAACUAUUUAUUUCUCAUUAACCAUCGAAAAAGUAAAUUUAAUCUGUUUCAUAAA
Molecule: messenger RNA, 4956 nt
Organism: Pleuronectes platessa (European plaice)
Lineage: Eukaryota; Metazoa; Chordata; Actinopteri; Pleuronectiformes; Pleuronectidae
Gene: cdk17
Product: cyclin-dependent kinase 17
Exons: 18
Coding region: 356-1948 (530 amino acids)
Biological process (GO): protein phosphorylation
Cellular component (GO): nucleus; cytoplasm
Molecular function (GO): ATP binding; protein kinase activity
Source: RefSeq, a predicted model, not a curated record